Molecule: messenger RNA, 978 nt
Organism: Penicillium salamii
Lineage: Eukaryota; Fungi; Ascomycota; Eurotiomycetes; Eurotiales; Aspergillaceae
Source: the annotation of a GenBank genome assembly
AUGUGCAUCGCAUUGAUCUCAACAGCCCACCCAUCAUACUCCUUGAUCGUAAUCGACAAUCGAGAUGAAUUCCUUCACCGGCCUACAUCCGCGCCAGACUGGUGGCCGGAACCAUCUUCGCAUGUCCUCGGAUCACGCGACCUCGCCCGAUCUACGCACGGCACUUGGAUGGGCGUCACCAAGCAUGGGAAGUUAGCCGUGCUAACAAAUUAUCGCGAAGACAAAGCCAGUGAAGCUAUUGGGGUUUUCAGCCGUGGCCUCAUCGUCAACAACUGGCUGACUAGCCCCCCAAACCGACAAGAAGCCACUCGGGAAUUUGUGCAAGCCAUCGUGGCCAGCCCGGAAGCCAAGCAAGUGGGCGGAUUCAGUCUAGUGUGCGGGCACAUCAACGAACCCCUCGCCAUAGUCUCCAACCGAGCCUCUGACAUGGACCAUAUCACUUGGGUAGCUACGGAGAAGAACCAGACCCGUGGACUGAGCAACACCAGCGUAGACGAUCGAAGUUGGCCUAAGAUCAUCGAUGGCGAGAAGCUGAUGGAAUCUGCGAUUGCGGACCACGUGCAAGCAGAAGAAGACGAAGGUGCCUUGAUUGAUCGACUGUUACAGGUCCUCAGCACAGAUACUUUGCCUCGGUUGUCAGAAGAGAACGCCACUAUCGAUACAUAUAUUCACCAUCUGCGCAAGAGUAUUUUCAUCCCGGUCAUCGGUUCAGCCAAUGAUCUCAAUCAAACCGCAGAGAAAGCUGCCGCCCGGGUGGAAGAUACCAUCACUCCUUCCAACGGCCCUGUGGACCAAAGCUAUACGUGCGGCUCUUACGGAACGCAGAAGCAGACUGUUCUGCUGGCACGACGGGACGGACGAGUACGGUACUUUGAGAGGACGUUGUAUGACAACAAUGCUCAGGCUGUCCCACUCGGACAAGGUGACCAUUCAUUUGAAUUUGACAUUACCCAAGCCUCAACGCAAGAUAGACUAUAA